This is a messenger RNA of Penicillium waksmanii, 633 nucleotides long. RefSeq lists its product as uncharacterized. The transcript has a single exon. The record is from RefSeq and is a predicted model, not a curated record. NCBI's taxonomy places the organism in Eukaryota, Fungi, Ascomycota, Eurotiomycetes, Eurotiales, Aspergillaceae. Bases 1 to 633 code for a protein of 210 amino acids.
AUGCAAUUCAAGACACUCGCUGCUCUUUUAUUUGCCUCGGCGGCUCUUGCUGCCCCGGCCCCUGAUUCCACCGCUACCGCGGAAUCUUCCUCCUACGACGAUUCCGACGAUUAUGACUCCGCUCUUGAGAGUAUUAACAUCCCAUCAUCCGUCAUCGAGAUUCUGGCUACUGCCACCGCGGAGAUUGCCUGGGCCAACAGCAUGUACACCAAUUCUGAUUACGCCCAAGCCGAGGUGACCCGUGUUGCAGACGGUAAAUUCCCUUCCUGGGUCACCGAACUUCCGGAGAGUGCGCAGACCUACGUUGAAAAUGAGCUCAAGGCCGAAGCUUCCGCGUACUUGGCCUCCGAGAGUUUGACAUCCGCUGCCACUGACGAUACCUCGGCCACCGAGACCGGAAGCUCGGCUUCUGCCUCGUCUGCUGCUGUCACCAAGACCAGUAGCGAAACCUCCACUGAGACCAACACCGGUAGCAGCUCCGGAACUGCCACUCCCUCCGGGACUGCUUCUGGUUCCUCCAAGUCCGGAUCUUCCACAUCUACCUCCACUGCCGGUGCUCCCGCUGCGACUGGCGGCAUUGCCAUGAGCCUUGCCGGUGCUGCCGGUGUCCUGGGCCUCGCCCUUGCCCUGUAA